Messenger RNA from Prunus armeniaca (apricot), 354 nucleotides. Lineage: Eukaryota; Viridiplantae; Streptophyta; Magnoliopsida; Rosales; Rosaceae. The record is from the annotation of a GenBank genome assembly.
AUGAAGGGUGUUGUUAUAGCUUUAGUGAUGGUGGUGGUGGCCAUGUUGGUCUUGGUUAAACCGGGGCAGGCCACAGUCACUUGCCAACAAGUGGCGUCAUCUGUCGCUCCCUGCGUUCCAUAUCUCACCAGUGGCACUGGUAGCCCACCCACGGCGUGUUGCAAUGGGGUUUCGGGUCUGAAACAGCUCGCUUCAACCACCAAAGACAGGCGUGCAGCCUGCCAAUGCCUCAAGGACACCGCAGAUCACUACCAAAACAUCAAGGAAGACGUCGCAGCUGGUCUCCCCACUGCGUGUAAAGUCCAAAUCAACGUUCCCAUUUCUAGGAGUGUCAAUUGCAACGAUGUGCAGUAA